UGCGCCGCCAUAAGUAUUCCGGGCUCUCCAGCCGCUUCCUAGCUGGGUUUUCAGUUCAGCCGGCUCAACCUAGGCAGGGCCGGGUAGGAGGGCCUAGCGGAAGGCGGAGUGAGGGUCGGAGAGCGCCGCCCCGCGCUUCGGCUAGGUCUGAGACGCGCCGGCCUAACGUGGCUGCUCCGGGGAAGCGGCGCCUCCUCCCAACCAGGACCAGGAGGCGGGGGUUCUCCCCGCCGCCUCCUCGAGGCGCCUCUUCCCGCUGCGCCCGCACCAGUCUGGUCCUGGCCCGGGGUCCACGGUGGAGGCGUGUUUUUUCCUCCAGCCACCGCGCCCCCUCUGUUUAAAAUCGGCCAGUCAACCUUUUUGUACUUUCUCCAGAGGGAAAAGCAUCUCCGCUGUUCUGGAAAAGGGACCCAGCGUCCUCUUGUCACCGACCAGGCGAUUGCCUUGCGUUACGGUCAUUUUUUUCCAGGACACUUUCUGUCUUCAUCAGAGGAACAUCAAGGAGGCAAGGCUGGUGGCUAGAUUACUGAUGGAUUCUUCUCAGCACUUAGUGACCUUUGAGGAUGUGGCUGUGGACUUUACCCAGGAGGAGUGGACUUUAUUGGAUCAAACCCGGAGAGAUCUCUACAGAGAUGUGAUGUUGGAGAACUACAAGAAUCUCAUUAUACUAGCAGGGUCUGAAUUCUGCAAACCCAGUCUCGUGUCUGGAUUGGAACAAAUGGAAGAGCUGGGGACAGGAGUGACAGGAGCCCUGCAGGAAUUGGAUUUGCAACUCAAAACCAAAGGCUCCCCACUGCUGCAAGAUAUUUCUGCAGAAAGAUCACCAAAUGGAAUACAAUUGGACAGAAGCAAUACUGCAGAGAAACUCUAUGACUCUAACCAUUGUGGAAAAGUCUUCAGUGAACACCCAUUUCUUAUGACUCACAUGAGAACUCACAUUGGAGAGAAAACUUCUGAGGAUAAUCAGAGUGGAAAAACCUUAAGAAAGAACUUUCCUCAUAGUUUUUACAGGAAAAGUCAUGCUGAGGGGAAAACGCCUAAGUGUGUUAAACAUGAAAAAGCCUUCAACAAGUUUUCAAAUCUUACUAGGCAGAAUAAAACUCACACACAAGAGAAGUUGUGUGAAUGCACAGAUUGUUGGAGAACUUUUCUUUAUCAGUCAUCCCUUAAGGUACAUGUAAGAUCUCACAAUGGAGACAAACAUUAUAUAUGUAAGGAAUGUGGGAAAGCCUUCAGUAAUUCCUCACACCUUACAGGACAUGGAGGAAUUCACAGUGGAGAAAAGCCCUAUGUCUGUAAAGAAUGUGGUGAAGCUUUCUUUCAAUCCACAGGACUUAAAUUACACAUCAGAACUCACACUGGAGAAAAACCGUAUAAAUGUAAAGAGUGUGGGAAAGCCUUCACCCAUUCUUCAUACCUUACUGAUCAUACAAGAAUUCACAGUGGAAAGAAGUCCUAUGUAUGUAUGGAAUGUGGAAAAGCCUUCACUAGAUCCACAGGACUUAUUUUACACAUACGAAUUCACACUGGAGAAAAGCCAUAUGAAUGUAAGGAGUGUGGAAAAGUUUUUAUUCAUUCCUCAUACCUUACAAAACAUGUAAGGAUUCACAGUGGAGAGAAGCCAUAUUCAUGUAAGGAAUGUGGGAAAGCUUUUACUCAUUCCUCAGGACUUGUUUUACAUAUGAGAACACACACUGGAGAAAAGCCCUAUGAAUGUAAAGAAUGUGGGAAAGCCUUUAAUAAUUCCUCAAUGCUUAGUCAACAUGUAAGGAUUCACACUGGAGAGAAGCCAUAUGAAUGCAAAGAAUGUGGGAAAGCUUUCGUUCAAUCCUCGGGCCUUAGUACCCAUUUAAGAACUCACACUGGAGAAAAGGGCUAUGGAUGUAAGGAAUGUGGUAAAGCAUUUGCUCAUUCCACAAAUCUUAAUAUGCACAUGCGAACACACACAGGAGAAAAGCCUUACGCAUGUAAAGAAUGUGGGAAAGCCUUCAGGUAUUCCACAUGCCUUAACGUUCAUAUGCGAACUCACACUGGAGCAAAACCAUAUGAAUGUAAGAAAUGUGGGAAAAACUUCACUCAAUCUUCAGCACUUGCUAAACAUCUAAGAACUAAGGCAUGUGAAAAAACCUGAAGUGUUCCUCAGAUCUUAGUAUUUACAUCUAAACUCAUCUGGAAACAAAUCAUAUGAAGGUAAAGAAUAUGAAGAACCUUCACUGAAUUUCCAUUUCUUAUAUAAUAGGAAUGAAUUUAACAUGGACACAAGUCCCAGUGAUACAAGGAAUAGGCGAGAGUAGUAGUUCUUCACACCUUAUAAAGUGUAAGAACUCACCUUUGGGAGAAAAAUCUGGUUCUAAGACGUGGUAAAGCCUGUUUCUUCCACUAUUGUUUCUGUUUCUUUU
Molecule: messenger RNA, 2399 nt
Organism: Piliocolobus tephrosceles (Ugandan red Colobus)
Lineage: Eukaryota; Metazoa; Chordata; Mammalia; Primates; Cercopithecidae
Gene: ZNF846
Product: zinc finger protein 846
Exons: 6
Coding region: 530-2131 (533 amino acids)
Biological process (GO): regulation of transcription by RNA polymerase II
Cellular component (GO): nucleus
Molecular function (GO): RNA polymerase II cis-regulatory region sequence-specific DNA binding; DNA-binding transcription activator activity, RNA polymerase II-specific
Source: RefSeq, a predicted model, not a curated record